AUGCCGUCCACCGAGCCCAUCGAACCGUCCACCGAGCCAAUCAUGCCGUCCACCGAGGAACGUUACGGCCAAAUGUGCUGGCUCGCCAUCCCGGUCAUAGACAUUGAGCGGGCCAAGGCCUUUUACUCCCAAGUCUUUUCCUGGGACAUCAGCCCCGACGGCGUCCCUCACCAGAGACCCGGCGUGAAAGAGCUGCACUUCUUCAACUGCGGCGAUACGUUGCAUGGCGCAUUCUACGUGAUGGAGGAUGGAUUCCACGUCAUCAACCACUCGAUAGAUUUCCAGGACGGUCUGGCUGUACACCCGAGCUUCAACGUCAGGAACUGCAAAGAGACGCUUGAACUGGUGGAGACACUCGGCGGCAAAACGCAACUUCACAAGUCUGAUCUUGGUGGCCACAUGGGCCAUUACGCCCGCUUCAUCGAUACCGAGGACAACAUGAUUGGGAUCUGGUCCAAAAUCUGACUUGAAU
Messenger RNA from Trichoderma citrinoviride, 472 nucleotides. RefSeq lists its product as hypothetical. The record is from RefSeq and is a predicted model, not a curated record. The coding region runs from base 1 to 465 and encodes 154 amino acids. Lineage: Eukaryota; Fungi; Ascomycota; Sordariomycetes; Hypocreales; Hypocreaceae. The transcript is spliced from 3 exons.